AAUGGGCCACGUAAGCGUUUGAUAUGAACCCAAAGCCUGUGUUUCUUCCAGCUUCUACACACUCACAUUGAAUCUUGCAAGUGCGGCUCUGCUGUCAGCUGCGCCACUGUCAGAGAGACCACGACCCACCCACUCCUUCCUCUCCUUCCUUUGGCGGCAGCGGCGGCGUUUUCUCCCCUCCUCCGUAAGGUUUGGUGCAUUUAUCCUGACUCAUUAUGGCUAAUGGUCCAGCGCUGUAUCCUGAGAUUGGCAAAAGGGCAAGAGACCUCUUGUACAAGGAUUAUAACUUUGAUCAAAAGUUUAACCUGUCAAUUCCAAGCUCCACUGGAUUGGGCCUUAUAGCUACAGGGUUGAAGAAGGAUCAAAUUUUCAUUGGUGACAUAAAUACGCUUUACAAGAGUGGGAAUCUUACUGUGGAUGUGAAAGUUGAUACAUACUCUAAUGUAUCCACAAAAGUGACUUUGAAUGAUAUCUUCCGUUGUAAAAAAGUAGCUUUGAGCUUCAAUAUACCUGAUCACAAGUCAGGAAAGCUGGAUGUGCAGUAUCUUCAUCCUCAUGCAGCCAUUGAUUCGAGUAUUGGCUUGAAUCCAUCCCCUCAAUUGGAGCUUUCAACUGCAAUUGGCAGCAAAGAUCUUUGUAUGGGUGCUGAAGUUGGAUUCAAUACAACUUCUGCUUCGUUCACAAAAUAUAAUGCUGGAAUUACCUUCAAUAGACCAGAUUUCUCUGCAGCGCUCAUGCUGGUUGAUAAAGGAAAGUCCCUGAAAGCAUCUUACAUUCAUCAUGUGGAUCGCCCUGAUGGAUUUACAGUUGCUGCUGAAAUCAAUCACAGGUUUUCCUCCUUUGAGAACAGAUUUACAAUUGGGAGCUCACAGUUAAUAGAUCCAAACACAGUUCUCAAGACUCGAUUCAGCGAUGAUGGCAAAGCCGCCUUCCUAUGCCAACGAGCAUGGAGGCCGAAAUCACUUAUAACCCUCUCUGCUGAAUAUGACUCCACCAAGAUCUUUGGUUCAUCCACCAAGCUCGGUCUUGCCCUCGCUCUCCAGCCUUAACCUGGUCUUCCAAUUAAAAUCUCAUUAUUCGCUGACAUUCACUUUUGCAAUCAUCAUUAUACAUUGUUUCCAGAACCCAUGAUGGGUUGUUUUAAAGCCUUGUCAUAAAGGUAAAACCAAAGGAAUUAGUAACAUUUGUGAAAUCUGCUAAAGUGGCAGGGAGAAAGAGGACCCAGUUUUGAAAUACUUACAUAAUGGCUAGAGGUUUUUUAGCUAAUUCAUAACAUUUGAUUGUGGCCAAAUUGUAUUAUUUGAUAGUGACUCAUGGUCAGGUCGGUAGAUUGCGGAUGCCUGAGGUAUAAUUUCAUCAUUUGUGGGUCUAAUA
This is a messenger RNA of Lotus japonicus, 1374 nucleotides long. RefSeq names its product mitochondrial outer membrane protein porin 6. Gene Ontology annotation, molecular function: voltage-gated monoatomic anion channel activity. Lineage: Eukaryota; Viridiplantae; Streptophyta; Magnoliopsida; Fabales; Fabaceae. Gene Ontology annotation, biological process: monoatomic anion transmembrane transport. The record is from RefSeq and is a predicted model, not a curated record. Gene Ontology annotation, cellular component: mitochondrial outer membrane. The coding region runs from base 216 to 1049 and encodes 277 amino acids. The transcript has 7 exons.